AUGCCAAAAUGGGAGUACGUUGAAUUAUUGUAUUUACCCGCUAAUACAACAAGUAAAUUGCAGCCCAUGGAUCAGGGUAUUAUCAACAACUUCAAAGUGUACUACAGAAAGGAAGUUGUGCAAUAUGUUCUAAAGUCUAUAGAAGAUGAUAAAAGCCCUGAAAUCAACAUACUUCAGGCCAUGAGAUUUGCAAGAAAAGCUUGGUUUUCAGUUAGCAAAACCACAAUAAGUAAUGGUUACAAAAAAGCUGGAUUCAAAGUGACGAAUGUAUCUGAACCUGAGAACCUACAAGAAGAGGUAGAGACCAUUGCAAGAUUUCCAGAAUGGAACAAACUAAUUUUCACCUGUAGGAACAACGAAAAUGACCAGCAGCCGAGUUUUCAGGAUUUUGUUUCUAUGGACGAUGGUCCCUUGAAAUCUCAAUUAACCAGGUUUCACUGUAAUAUGUGUACGGUUUCUGGUUUUGCUGAAGAAAAUAUCCAAGCGUUGGUGACGGAAAGUUCCGUCCAAUAUGUGCUCUCGAAAGAUGUUAGUCUAACGUCGCAAUUUUUUGUUACUGAUUGUGAGGAGUGGAGAAACAAGUCGACUUCGCAUAGCUUGUGGAUUCUGCUGUGGAAUGGUGGUUGA
Molecule: messenger RNA, 627 nt
Organism: Neodiprion fabricii
Lineage: Eukaryota; Metazoa; Arthropoda; Insecta; Hymenoptera; Diprionidae
Product: tigger transposable element-derived protein 6-like
Exons: 2
Coding region: 1-627 (208 amino acids)
Molecular function (GO): nucleic acid binding
Source: RefSeq, a predicted model, not a curated record